Olea europaea var. sylvestris is the source of this 702-nucleotide messenger RNA. RefSeq names its product leucine-rich repeat receptor-like protein kinase PXL1. Lineage: Eukaryota; Viridiplantae; Streptophyta; Magnoliopsida; Lamiales; Oleaceae. The transcript has 5 exons. The record is from RefSeq and is a predicted model, not a curated record. Gene Ontology annotation, molecular function: protein binding. The coding region runs from base 1 to 702 and encodes 233 amino acids.
AUGGCUAUGCAAUCUACAACUUCUUGUCACCAGAAUUUCAUUACAAGUCUUGCUCUUCUCAUCCCUUCUCUAGUGCUUAGGCCUCAACCUCCAGCUCGUGACCGCAGAGAAGCUCUACGGAUCGAUCCAUGUCCAAGAAUACCUAAUGUUAGGCCGUUUGGCCUCAAUGUGAUUAAACUCUACAUAGUCCGACAAAAAUCAGUUAAAAAGCCUCGAGCAAACAACACCACCGCCUUCGUUAUAAUAGUAUUCAGAACUACCAUGGUUUUCUUGUUUCUUGGUUAUGUUCUUUUCUUGAUGAACCUGCGUUCAGUCUUAUCAGUCUCAUUGCCUCAAGAUGCAAUUCAUCUUCUUCAUGGAAUGAAUCCAUUUAACACUGCCAAUGGCCUGGUGUUUCUUGCUACUCAAAAAAAUAUUUUCGCGUCGAAUCUUCAAAUCUCAAGCACUACAGCCUCUCAGGGAUUUUUGGAAAUAUCAGUUUCCAAUAUGCGUAAACUUCCUGAUUUGCUGAUUCUUGAUCUAUCUGGGAACAAUUUCACAGGAAAAAUCCCAGCCCUGCUCGGAAACUGCAGCAAACUCAAUACGAUUCUCCUCAAUGAAAAUGGCUUUUCUGGAUCAAUUCCUGCUCAGCUUUUCAUAUCAAGGGAAAUUGUACAGAUUGAUUUAGGAUUUAAUCUGCUCACUGGGAUCAUUCCCCCCUGA